Messenger RNA from Microtus oregoni (creeping vole), 789 nucleotides. Its product is annotated as BPI fold-containing family A member 1-like. NCBI's taxonomy places the organism in Eukaryota, Metazoa, Chordata, Mammalia, Rodentia, Cricetidae. The transcript has 7 exons. The record is from RefSeq and is a predicted model, not a curated record. Gene Ontology annotation, biological process: antibacterial humoral response; antimicrobial humoral immune response mediated by antimicrobial peptide; immune response in nasopharyngeal-associated lymphoid tissue. Gene Ontology annotation, molecular function: lipid binding. Bases 1 to 789 code for a protein of 262 amino acids.
AUGUUUCUAGUUGGAAGCCUCAUUGUCCUCUAUGGGCUGCUGGCCCAGAGUUCAGCCCAGCUGGCAGGCCUGCCCUUGCCCUUGGGCCCGGGUCUGCCCUUGCCCUUGGGCCCGGGUCUGCCCUUGCCCCAAGACCAGGGCCUGCCUUCAGAUCCCACAGGUCAUCUUCCUGGAAGCUUCACAGAUGCUCUCAGUGGUGGCCUGCUAGCUGAAGGACUGCUGGGCACUUUGGAAAAUAUUCUACUCCUGGAUAUUAUAAAGUCUGGAGGAGGGACUUCUUAUGGCCUGGUUGGGGGCCUGCUUGGAACACUGACUUCAUCAAUCCCUUUCCUGAACAAUAUCCUUGACCUAAAAAUCACUGAUCCCCAGCUGCUGGAACUUGGCCUUGUGCAGAGCCCUGACGGCCAUCGUCUCUAUGUCACCAUCCCUCUGGGCUUCAUAGUCAAAGUGAAAACGCCCCUGGUUGGAAAUCUUUUGGAAUUGGCUGUGAAGCUGAACAUCACCUCAGAAGUCUUGGCCGUGAAAAACAAUCAGGGGAGGGUCCACCUGGUUCUCGGUGACUGCACCCACUCCCCUGGCAGCCUGCAGAUCAUCUUGCUCGAUGGAUCCACUCCCCUUCAAAGCUUUCUAGACAGCCUCACAGUGAUAUUGACUAAAGUCCUCCCUGACCUGGUGCAGGGCAAGGUGUGUCCUCUGGUCAAUGCGGUUCUCAGCCAUCUGGAUGUCACUAUGGUGCACGACAUUGCUGAAUUACUGAUCCAUGGACUAAAAAUUGUCAUCAAAGUCUAG